AUGGCGAGCGCGCGGCGCGGGGCAGCGCAUACCAUCGACAGCAUCCUGGGUCACCGGCGCCGGCACUACGAUUCGAUGGAUCUGAAGAGUGAGAGCGUCCACUCGGACUCCGAGCACGAGCCUGAUCACGAGCCAGACCAGGCGUCGGAGGUGGUGGCCGAGCGCGGGGACCAGCUAGAUCAGCUAGACCAGCUGGAGCAGCUCGACUCAAGCCGGCCUCGCAAGCAGGUGCGCCGCAGCCGAACUACGUUCACGACGUACCAGCUGCACGAGCUGGAACGUGCCUUCGACAAGACGCAGUACCCCGACGUGUUCACGCGUGAAGAGCUGGCCGUGCGGCUCGACCUCAGCGAGGCCAGAGUGCAGGUCUGGUUUCAAAACCGUCGCGCCAAGUGGCGCAAGCGGGAGAAGGCGCUCGGUAGGGAACACGCGCCCUUCCUGCACCACGAGCACGGUAUGGGUGAAUGGGGCGCAGGCGUGACGCCGGGCGCAGGCAGUGAGUGGUGGGCCCUGGGGCUGGGCGCGCCGCUGUGGCCCGAGCCGGCCCUCACCGCGCUCCUGCACAGGUACGUGCUUCGGUUGCCGCCCCCACCAGCUCCUCGUUCUCCGCCCGCCCCCCUCUCCCCCGGGAGCCCUCCUCUGCCGCCGCCCGCUGCGCGCUCGCCCCCCGGCCUCCUCCCGGGCGGGCACCUGUCCCUGCCAGGCGUGACUCCUGACCAGCUACGGCUGCUGCACGAGCGGUACGUCAGAGUGCAGCAGCACACGUAA
This is a messenger RNA of Leptidea sinapis, 768 nucleotides long. Its product is annotated as retina and anterior neural fold homeobox protein 2-like. The record is from RefSeq and is a predicted model, not a curated record. Bases 1 to 768 code for a protein of 255 amino acids. Gene Ontology annotation, molecular function: RNA polymerase II transcription regulatory region sequence-specific DNA binding; DNA-binding transcription factor activity, RNA polymerase II-specific. Gene Ontology annotation, biological process: regulation of transcription by RNA polymerase II. The transcript has 7 exons. Lineage: Eukaryota; Metazoa; Arthropoda; Insecta; Lepidoptera; Pieridae.